UGAUCUGAAUGCGAGAACUGAUGGAAACAUCACCUGCAGUGUGAAGAACCACGUCAGUCACGGACAGAAGAACGUUAGACUCAAACCCUGUCCUGGUCUGGAUCAGUUCUGCAGGUUUAAUCAGUCUGAUAUCUGUUACGCAGCUCUGGGACACAAACUCAAUCUGCUGAUGGUGCAGAACACUUGUGAAUAUGACACGACGAUACAAAAGAAUAUAAACUACAACAGAACAACUGAUCCAGUUUGUAGAGUAAAGAAUGACACGAUGAGAGUUUGUGAUCUUUAUAGUAACAGACCUGUUACAGUCAUUAAUGGGACUCUGAUAAUAAACCGUGUGAUCAGAGCAGAUUCAGGGAAUUACACAGUAAGUUUCUCUCGCUCAGACGGCACAGUCACAUCUAAAGAUCUUCAAGUAAAUGUUGAAGCUCCUAUUGGCUCAGUGGAAGUGUCCAUCAGCUGCUCCUCCAGUGGGGUGAUGAGGGCGUCCUGCUCCUCUGAGGGCGAUCAGCUCCUCUACAGCUGGACUCUGAAUGGAGAUCCUCUGAUGGAUGGAGGCUCCAGCUUUGAUCUGAAUGAGAGAACUGAUGGAAACAUCACCUGCAGUGUGAAGAACCACGUCAGUCACGGACAGAAGAACGUUAGACUCAAACCCUGUCCUGUCUUAAGUUUUUCUCUGAUUGCUUUGGGCUGUGUUGCGCUGAUCCUGAUUCUGCUGUUCAUCACCUUAUAUCUCAUUUACAAGAAAAAACAGGUCAAGUCGACACCAGCCACUGCUGGCAGUGUGGAUGUCAUAUACGCUGAUAUCUCUCAUAAGGACAAGAGUGAAAGAGUGAAAACAGAAUCACUCCCGACUGCUGAUGUGGAAUACAUUGAAAUCCAAAUGCAGAAGAAAAGGAAGGAGGAAGAGGUUCAGUACGGUGAGGUGAUGUUCACUCUAAACCACUCAAGCACUCACACACGGCCUCAGGAGGAGUGUAUUUAUUCUCAGGUACACAGAUGAUAGUUUCACAACAACAGCUUUAUAAAAUCACACUUUCCCUGGGAAAUUAGUGCUUACUUACGCUUAUGUUUCACUUGGGGUGUUGCACAGUUUAUAUUAACCACAUAUCUCUUUGCAUAUGCACUGUAAAUUGUUUUGUCUGACAUGUUAAUGAAAGCAC
Carassius carassius (crucian carp) is the source of this 1160-nucleotide messenger RNA. RefSeq names its product hepatic and glial cell adhesion molecule-like. The transcript has 6 exons. Bases 170 to 1000 code for a protein of 276 amino acids. The record is from RefSeq and is a predicted model, not a curated record. NCBI's taxonomy places the organism in Eukaryota, Metazoa, Chordata, Actinopteri, Cypriniformes, Cyprinidae.